AUGUCAAGUCAAGAAGAAAUGGACGGAAGCACGGGACCUGUGGAUAAGGCCUCAAAGGAGACACCGACUAUACCUUCAACAGGAGAUUCAUUAGAAGUUAAAAGAGGCGCCGCACGUCGUAAUGUACGGCCAAGAUCUAGGGCAUGGACUCAUUUUGACCAGAUUUUUGACGCAAAGAAAGUUGUGGUAGGUGCUCAGUGCAAGCAUUGCAAAAAGCAAUAUGCUUGCCAUACAAAACGAAACGGUACCUCAUCACUUCUUGCUCAUAUGAGUAGUUGCAUGAAAAACUCUGAAAAUGUGGAUGCGAAUCAGUCUUUAAUAAACGUGCAACCAGAAAAAGAGGGUGUUGUUGGGUCAGGUUCGAUAUCUAAUUGA
Molecule: messenger RNA, 375 nt
Organism: Striga asiatica
Lineage: Eukaryota; Viridiplantae; Streptophyta; Magnoliopsida; Lamiales; Orobanchaceae
Source: the annotation of a GenBank genome assembly